Messenger RNA from Talpa occidentalis (Iberian mole), 1407 nucleotides. RefSeq names its product forkhead box H1 (gene FOXH1). Lineage: Eukaryota; Metazoa; Chordata; Mammalia; Eulipotyphla; Talpidae. The record is from RefSeq and is a predicted model, not a curated record. Gene Ontology annotation, biological process: regulation of DNA-templated transcription. The coding region runs from base 27 to 1097 and encodes 356 amino acids. Gene Ontology annotation, molecular function: sequence-specific DNA binding; DNA-binding transcription factor activity. The transcript is spliced from 3 exons.
CCUGCCCACGUUGCCGGCCUCCGUGCAUGGGGCCCUGCCGCCGCCCGGGCCCGGGGCUCGCUGGGGCGGAGUCCGCCUCUCAGCCCCCCAAGCGCAGGAAGAAGCGAUACCUGCGGCACGACAAGCCCCCUUACACCUACUUGGCCAUGAUCGCUCUGGUGAUCCAGGCCGCGCCCUCCCGCAGGCUGAAGCUGGCCCAGAUCAUCCGUCAGGUCCAGGCCGUGUUCCCCUUCUUCAGGGACGACUACGACGGCUGGAAGGACUCCAUCCGCCACAACCUCUCCUCCAACCGCUGCUUCCGCAAGGUGCCCAAGGACCCCGCGAAGCCCCAGGCCAAGGGCAACUUCUGGGCGGUGGACGUGAGCCUGAUCCCGGCCGAGGCGCUGCGGCUGCAGAACACGGCCCUGUGCCGGCGCUGGCAGGGCCGGGGCGCGCGGGGGGCCUUCGCCAAGGACCUGGGCCCCUACGUGCUGCACGGCCAGCCCUACCGCCCGCCCAGCCCCCAGCCGCCGCCCCGCGAGGGCUUCAGCAUAAAGUCUUUGCUAGCGGACCCCGGGCAGGGCGCGACCAGGCCGCAGCCAGAGCCUCGGGGCUGCCCAGGUCCAGCAGGCUUGGCUCCGGGUUCCGAGCCGGCGCGGCCCAGCCCACCCCCGGAGAGGCCUCCGCGGGCCCCCAGAGCAGAGCAGGCUUCCCAGGCCAGAGCCAGCGGGCCCUCACCCCUCUCCCCGGCACCCAGGGCCUGGCCCCUCCGCUUAAUGCAGGGCACCCCGGUCCCCGGGGCACUGUCCAGUGGAGGACACAGGGCCUCCCUCUGGGGGCAGCUGCCCACCUCCUACUUGCCCAUCUACACUCCCAAUGUGGUCAUGCCCCUGGCCCCUCUACCACCCACCUCCUGCCCCCAGUGUCCACCCUCAAGCAGCCCAGCCUACUGGGGGGUAUCCCCUGAAACCCCUGCGCCCCCAGGGCUGCUCUGGGAUCUGGAUGCCCUCUUUCAGGGGGUGCCGCCCAACAAGAGCAUCUAUGACGUGUGGGUGACCCGCCCUCGGGACCCGGCUGCCCCUGGCCCCGGCUGGCUGCUGUCAUGGUGCGGCCUGUGAGGCUCGGGGCAGGGCCUGCCUCCCCGGGCCCCACACCGCCUGGGGAAGGGGAAGCCGAGCUCCCAGAGGUGGAGGCUGUGGCCGCAGCAAUCUCCAAAGCCCAGGCGCCCGCCACGCUGAGGUCAGGAGGGCGUUUACCGGGCCGCAGAGGGUGGCAGCCCACUCGGCGCCUCGCCCACCCGGGCGGCAGGGGCCAGACCCCACCUAGGGCAGCCCUGCCUCUGCCGGCUGUCCUCUCGGCCCGCGCCGCGCCUUCCAUCCAUCAGCAGCUGUCACUCCCUCCCUGGCCCUGGCCGGGACAGCCCCGGGC